CUGAACUGCGACCGGGACCACGAACCUCUGCCAUGUGGAAGCGAGGCAAACUCGGUAUGGCGCUCCUGGUGGUUCAGGUGGCGUUCAUCAUCGCGUACGCGCUCUGCGUGCAAUACGAAGAGGCGGCGGAUGCGUCCAACGGCAGGAACAGCCUCGCCGAAGCGCUCGGAGGCAAUGAUCCCAAGGAGAAUUCCAUCGAGAAAUACUACCCGAUGUUCCAGGAUGUGAACGUGAUGGUGUUCGUGGGCUUCGGGUUUCUGAUGACGUUCCUGAAGCGGUACAGCUUCAGCGCCGUGGGCUUCACGCUGCUCAUCGCAGCCCUCACCAUCCAGUGGGCCAUCCUCAUGAGGGGCGCCUGGGACACGCACGACGGCAAGAUUCUCAUCGACGUCACUGGCAUGAUCGGAGCAGAGUUCACGGCAGCCGUGGUGCUCAUCUCCUUCGGCGCCGUCCUGGGAAAGACAAGUCCGCUCCAGCUCCUCGUCAUGGCCAUCAUCGAAGUGGUCAUCUUUGCCUGCAACGAACAUCUGGGCAUUGAAAAAUUGUUUGCGGUGGACAUCGGCGGAUCCAUCUUCCUGCACACGUUCGGCGCCUACUUCGGCCUGGCAGUGACCUUCGUGCUCAACAAGAAGGAGUACCGGGAGCACAGCAAGGACGGCUCCGUUUACCAUUCCGACGUGUUCGCCAUGAUCGGCACGUUGUUCCUCUGGCUGUUCUGGCCAAGCUUCAAUGGGGCUCUCGCGUUCGGGGACGCCAGGCACCGGGCGGUCAUCAACACCUUCAUGUGUCUGCUGGCCUGCACGGUCACCGCGUUCGCCGUCUCCUCGUUGCUCGACUCCAAGAACCGCUUCAACAUGGUGCACAUCCAAAACUCGACGGUGGCCGGCGGCGUCGCCAUGGGAGCCACUGCGGAUAUGAUGGUCCACCCCUACGGGGCCUUCAUCAUCGGAUCCGUGGCGGGGGCACUCUCCGUCUUCGGAUACAAGUUUAUUACGCCUUUCCUAUCCCGGCGGCUCAGGAUUCACGACACAUGCGGCAUCAACAAUCUACACGGCAUGCCGGGGAUUCUGGCGGGUAUAGUAAGCGCAGUUGUCGCAGCCAGUGCAACCGAAGAAGAGUACAACUACAGUCUGUACACGCUGUACCCAGCGAGGGCCCCACCCGAAAACUCGACUGACCUCGAGCAGAUCCGGUUCUACACCAUGGCCGUCCACGCAGGACUCGGUCGAUCGGCUUCCUCCCAGGGGCUCUUCCAACUCGCAGCUCUGGCCUGCACACUCGCCAUUGCCAUUGGCGGAGGACUGCUCACCGGCUUGAUCAUGAAGCUGAAGUUUUUCGACGCUCCGAGCGUCGACGAACUGUUCGACGACGAAACUUGGUGGGAGAUCGAAGAGGACGAAGCGGCCACCGAGGCCACGCCCGCCGCUCCUCGGCCACCCAGCAAAGGGAACCAGAUCGCCAUGAUCGAGACCCAACCAGACAGCGCCAGGGCCAGACUCCCUGCGCACUUCAACGGCGCGUACGACGUUUCCGCAAGUCCCUGACGCGACUCGGGAUCGGCGCCGGCCUCUUCAUCACCCGCAUCCACAUCUAUAAAUAGCGCACCUGCAGCGGUGCCGUUCCUUGUGCCUUUGAGCGACACGAGCGGUGUCGCCGUCCCUCACAUUCGUUGCAGCACAAUCAUCGUACUCUGACGCAAUAUGCAUGUAUGCUCUCGCCAGAUAUACUUCGCGCGGCAUGCUGGAAGACGCGCCCAAGUUCUCGAUUUGAUUUUGUGCGCGCUGCGCGUACGUUGGGGCACGGAAAUGGGUAGAGCAUGCAGCGUUUGUUAUUUGGGAAGACACCUUGCCAUUUUUUAUAUAAAUGUAUGCGGUAUAAACGAGGAAAUAUUCUUCCCGCUGUACAAAUAAAGUGUUAUGUUACAGUUG
Messenger RNA from Ixodes scapularis (black-legged tick), 1928 nucleotides. RefSeq names its product ammonium transporter Rh type A (gene Rh50). The transcript has 11 exons. The coding region runs from base 33 to 1544 and encodes 503 amino acids. Gene Ontology annotation, cellular component: plasma membrane. Lineage: Eukaryota; Metazoa; Arthropoda; Arachnida; Ixodida; Ixodidae. Gene Ontology annotation, biological process: ammonium transmembrane transport; ammonium homeostasis. Gene Ontology annotation, molecular function: ammonium channel activity. The record is from RefSeq and is a predicted model, not a curated record.